GCUUUCCGUCGGCACUCUUAGCAUGAGAUUGUUUACAUCGGCCAUGCGUGUAAACAAGAGCAGGCAGCCUUGUACUAGUGAUACAUGUUCUCCGCAAGAGCAGUGAUUUUCUGUUAUUUACAAGUAUUAUUAAGGAAUUCAAAAUGAGUGUUAACAACAACUGGCAGGUAGAGAAAUACAAAUACCCAUUUGAAAGUGAGGAACACUGGAAACUCAAGAAAGAAUUCUUGCUUGCACACAAGAACAAUGUUCCUGAAGAACAGCUGGUAUGCCUUGCACAGGUGUAUAUAAAUGUAAAGCUGCUUGGUUGCAGGUAUCCAGCCCAGACAAUGAAAAAGAUUGCAGCACUUGGUGUCAACCUUGGGAAAGAGUACAAAGAAAUGCAGAAGACGCGGCUUCAACGCACAUUCGUCAAGGCUUCCGAGGCAGCUGAAGCCAAAAUCAUGAGAGCUCCAAAGAGAAAGAUUGAAGACACAAAGCAGAGUAACAAAAAUACAAAGAAAGUGCCCCUAGCUCAGAGACCUGUAGCGUUUGUUAAAUCUAGUGACAACCAAACGGAAAAUCAGAAUGCAAAAGAAGACACUGCUCACACUCAGGUACGUAAGCAACCCAAGCAGAAGAAAAUGGCAAAGAAGAACAACAGUACACCAGUCGCCAGUACACCAGUCGCCAGUACACUAGUCGCCAGACACGAGACAGAUCAGGAACACAGGAGUACCAGUGUGCUGCCCUUAUCUAUGAGACCCUUAGCCUUUGUGAAGUCCGAUAAGGUCCUUCAUUUGGGGAAGGACCCACCAGACACCCCUGAAGAUGAAAUGAAUGAAGCUGAGGUAGAAGAAGCAGAAACAGAACCGAGCAGUGAACCAGUCUCCGAGCAGAAAAAUCAGCCAGAAACAAAACCAACAGGUAAACCAGUCUCCAACCAGAAAAAUCAGCCAGAGACAAAAUCGACCAGUGAACCAGUCUCCAACCAGAAAAAUCAGCCCAAAACAAAACCAACUAGUAAACCAGUCUCCAACCAGAAAAAUCAGCCAGAAACAAAACCGAGCAGUGAACCAGCCUCCAACCAGAAAAAUCAGCCAUGGAGUAUCAACCUUGCACCGAAUAAAUAUGUAAUAGCAGUCCAGAAUAACUCCAAAUUCACCAAUCCUGUCGUGCAGCCUAAAGGUUCAACCUCAGGAAGGGAAAUCACUCAGUCGGAUGCCAGGGCAGGAAGAGGAGCAAUGAGGUCCGGUCCAGCCUCCCAAGGGCCAGCACCCACACCUGCAUUCAAUCAGACCAACAUAAUUGCCCCCUCAAAUGGAAUGCAACAGAGGCAAGGACAGAAACCAUUCAUGAAAUUCAAGAUCAACGAGCGGGACCCCCUGGCCAGAUUGGUGAUUUUGGAGCAUGGAUAUGUCAACAAUGACUCUGCAACCAGCACUGUCAGCCAGUCGGCCAACUUCUCCCACAUGCACAUAGAGUUCAAAUUUAACGAUUGUGGUUGUAACACGGAGUGUGCAGUGAUAAUCCAGGGCACACAGGUCGGUAAGGCCAAAGAACCCACCAAGAAGGCUGCCAAGGAGAGUGCAUCGACACAGGCCCUCGAGGAGCUCCGGCGCAGGUGCUAUACUCUCAAGAUCAUGAAGAAGCAUGCAUCAGAGGAGGAGGUGUCCAUUACUGAUGUGCAUGGCAGGGUGUCCAAGGUGAAUGAAGGAGGCUCCUCUUUAGACAGGCCCAUGGAGGACUCGUCCAUAGGCAGCAAGCUCCUCAAGAUGAUGGGCUGGAGUGGUGGAGGACUCGGCAAGGAAGAGUCAGGCAUCACAGAGCCUAUCAGGCCAGCUACUGUAUUUGGGCGUGAAGGACUGGGCCACGAGGAGCAGGGUGUCACGCACAAGUUCCGCUCGUAUAUCAGGACUCUCCUCUCAGACUUUGCCAAGGGUUCCAGCCUGAAGGACUUGGCCUUCUCCCCAGAGUUCUCCAGGGAGCAGCGGGCCGAGAUUCACAUGGCUGCUCGUAAAUUCAAGCUAAAGACCAAGAGUUUCGGCGAGGGGCAGAACCGCUUCUUGGUGCUGUCCCGCAAAUUCUCAGCCCUUGAGCUCAUCGAGAAGAUCGUGCAGGAGGGUGGGACGAGCAAGUACGAGGUUGUGCCACCAAAGCGCUAUUGACGGGGGGGGGGCUAUUACGUCUCAAAAGAGCAUUGCAGGACGAUAGUGUUUGCAAGGAGGGCAUUGUUGCUCAAGUCCCCCCCCCCCCCUUCCCUUUUUUUAAACACACUUAUAGUAUGAUAUAUAUAAAUAUUCAUGUUUAAGUAUUUAUAUUUAUUUAUGUAUAUUUGUGUUUCAUCACUUUGCUAGUAUUUCUUUUGUUGGCAAUCCUAUAUUUUGUCUCAGUCUUCCACUGCAGCCCAAGUCCUUUGACACGCAAGUGAAAAACGGGCAUUAUUGCAAGUAGUAUAUUUCUGUAGUGCUAUAUUUCCAAUCAUGUUGAAGGAACUUGAAUAUUUUAACAGAGUAAUGCAGCAGUGGGAGUCUUCUGAGCAGUAUUUAAUCAAUGUCAUUAUUUCAUCUGAUGUGUACAUUGGAGAACUUUUCUUAUCAGUUUUUGUUUGUUGUUCAGCUAAUCAUUGUCUUCUGGUUAUUGACACAUUAAAGCAUGUAAGAUAUAUAUACAUACAACAUAAUGCAUAGAUUAAAUAUUCAAUGUAAAGUAGAUUUACAUUACACAGAUUUCAUAAUGUUUUGUUUUUGAAUGGCAUAAUGAAGAUCCAGAUUGUAUAAGUGUUUGUGACGUCACAGUAAAAAGGGAAUUUUUUUAAAGACAUGAAUAGGAAAAGUACUCUUUACCUUAUCAUUUUAUUUUUCUGUUCAUUUGUUUGUUUGUUAAAAAAUCCUACUGAGUGAAAUGAGAUGAUGUUAUUAUGUAUUCUGUACAAAUGAAAUGUAAAAAAAAUAAACAAUAUUUCUGUAACAAGAGAUACAUCCGCGAAAGAAAUACGGAAAUAAAAUUAUUGACCAA
Penaeus chinensis is the source of this 2997-nucleotide messenger RNA. Its product is annotated as mucin-5AC-like. The transcript is spliced from 10 exons. The record is from RefSeq and is a predicted model, not a curated record. The coding region runs from base 144 to 2147 and encodes 667 amino acids. Gene Ontology annotation, molecular function: nucleic acid binding. NCBI's taxonomy places the organism in Eukaryota, Metazoa, Arthropoda, Malacostraca, Decapoda, Penaeidae.